Messenger RNA from Lymnaea stagnalis (great pond snail), 1802 nucleotides. NCBI's taxonomy places the organism in Eukaryota, Metazoa, Mollusca, Gastropoda, Lymnaeidae. The record is from the annotation of a GenBank genome assembly.
GUUCAAUGGAUAUGCUAGUGGAUACAAGCUUAACACUUUGACUAGGUUGGCAGAUGUCAAGUCCAGAGAGCCAGGUCACCAUUUGGUCCAUUUCCUGGUUCAUUUGGCGGACACAGCUGAUGAGCAGCUUUUGGCCUUUUUAAGUGAGAUACCUCGUUUGGAGAGGGCAGCCAGGUAAAUGUAAUAAUAUAAACCUAAAUAAUAGUGUAAUCUUAUGAUUCAAUCCAUCCCUAGCUGUGGGCAAAUAUUGGGCAUGGAUUCAUCAUCCAAGAAAGGCAGCUAUUAACAUGGUGGAGAGAUAAAUGAUGAAUUAAAUUAAACUCAAUCACUCAGAGCUGGAAGGUAACAGACAUGGGAUGAAAAAUAAAUGUCUACCCUAUCAAGGACCAAACAGAAAUUAUUAAAGUGAUGAUCUGUCCUUUCUCAAUUACUGUUUUAAAUGUCAGUGCAUUUUCUUAACUUCUGGUACAGAGAGAUUAAGCUACCCUAAACUGUGUAGUCUAUGCCCCGAAAAAAUAUUUGCUCUUUCUCCCGCUAGCUGCAGUCCUGCUCAGAUCAAGGCUGACUUUGACAGAAUGAAUGCACAGAUCAACUCCUUUGUACGCCAGUUGGCAUGUGCCAGUCAAGAAAUUAAGGAGGGCUUCGAUGGUUUUCUGGAGGUACUGCAAGACAUACAUAAUGAGAAAAAUAAUAAUAAUUCAAUUUUCAUCUUGGCUUGUUUAAGGGAAAAAAACGGUAGUUAAGAGUUAUGUGAAGGGAUUAAGUCAAGAGAAACUGAAUGUUGAGAAUAGUCAACCAAAAUUGUUGUAUUACAUAGAAAUUAUGUUGUGGUGUGUUAAUAAUAAUUGAGUGGCAGGAUUUGUCUCUGCAGUUUCACUAUGUAGUUUUAAUUGAUGUUUUGAUAAAAAAAUAAGAAAUCCAGAGCCUGGAAAAUUUGGGUUCAUUGACAAAAAAUGUCAGUCUUUAAAAGUUUGGGAAAAUGAUUUAAAAAAAAAAAGAUUCUUAAGAAAAUAAAACUGUUUCCAUUUAACUGACGUGUACAGUCCCCAUUUCUUAAGUAUCUGUAACCCUACAAGUGAGAAAUAUAUAGAUUGGUCGGUAUAUUUCUUUAAGCCAAUCAAAUUAACCUUAAAAAGUGCACAAAGACAAGUGAUUACCUAUGAAAUCAUUGGGACAAUAAAAAGUCUAAAUAGCCAUUACAGGUUCAAUUCUUCCAAAAACACUGCAGAUUGUUUCAAGGCUAUGUUUACUACUUGUGAAAUAGCAUGCAAGUUUGCAUAUUCCAACAUUUUUGGUGAUAUGCUUUUUAAAAAAAAAAAGGAUCUUAUGUUUAAAAAGCAUUUUCUUGGACGUGCCACUGUGUAAAGCUUGGAAAAAUUCAGCCCAACUACCACAGACCUUGGGAGAUCUACAAUUUAAAAAAAAUGUAAAAAAGAGGGAACAAUGUUUAAUUUAUUAAAUGAUGUAUUUUUUGUAUGAAAGUUCAAAAAACUGUUUGAAUAUGUAAAUCAAACUGAAGACAUCUGUUUUCAAAGCCACUGGACAUUUUAAAAUAUUUUGUCUAGGACAUUUUCUCAUUAUUCUGUGCCUGAUGAUUCAUCAUGAUUACUACGAUUCAUUUAUUAUUUCAAACAAGUUAAUUUUGAACACUAAGCUGGAAUUCUGGACCUUGAAGUCUGUAUGAACCCAGAGAAUUUUAAUUUUGUCAUUUUAGGAGGUGAAACGUGAAUUCCGAGACCUUCAGGCCCAGAUCACAGACUUGAAGUUUCAAUCCCAGCGCUUAGCAGAGUUUUUCUGUGAAG